CAUAAUUGUUUACCAGAAAGUCAACAAGGUAAACAUCAAAAAAUAAAAUCUUUAAUUGAUAAUGAAGAUUUUAUUAAAAAAAGUAUUUAUUGGGAUAGACAUGAAAAACCUGAUGUUGUUGAAUAUAGAGCUAAAUUUUUAGAAGCUAUGGCAUUAUAUACUAAAUAUAUAAUAAAGUUUGAUAAAGAAUUUAUGAAUGAAAUUUUAUUAAAUUUACCUCCAGAUUGUAAAGAA
Molecule: messenger RNA, 234 nt
Organism: Racocetra fulgida
Lineage: Eukaryota; Fungi; Glomeromycota; Glomeromycetes; Diversisporales; Gigasporaceae
Source: the annotation of a GenBank genome assembly